This is a messenger RNA of Cryptosporidium ubiquitum, 837 nucleotides long. RefSeq lists its product as uncharacterized. Bases 1 to 837 code for a protein of 278 amino acids. The record is from RefSeq and is a predicted model, not a curated record. NCBI's taxonomy places the organism in Eukaryota, Apicomplexa, Conoidasida, Eucoccidiorida, Cryptosporidiidae. The transcript has a single exon.
AUGAAUGAAAAAAAUAGAUAUAACCGUUUAAGAGUGUUUACAGCAGCUUUUAGUAUGUUAGUUGCAGGAAUCUGGUGGAUGUUGGCACUUUUUUCAAGAUCGUAUCAUUAUUUAAUAGUUUCCUUUCCAAUAGGUAAUUAUCUUUCAAUGGAUAUAUCUUUAUGGAAUAUUUGGGCAUCCUCAGAUUGUAAUCCUACAAUGUUAAAUGGCAGAUUGAACUUUGAUUUUUGUAGGUGGGUUAUUUCAAAUAUAGAUGGUAAUUCUAUAGGAGAAGUUAUGAGGUUUCUUUGUUUACGAGGAUAUGGAUUAACUUCCGAGGAGUCUAAUUGCACAACAUUUUCAAACUUAUAUACAGCUUCAGCAGCAAUGAUUUCAUCUAUAAUAAUAAUUAUUGCAUUAUUGGUUUCAGCUCCUAUUUGGUUAAUAAUUUUAUAUUUUAGAGGAUCAAAUAAGAAGAUUAGAUCGAUUGUACUUACUCAGUUAUUAUUAGCAUCAGCUGUUUCUUUACUUUCAUUAUUCCUUUAUACUUCAAUUGGAGGUUUUCAUGCUGAGUUUAAUGGUUUUGGUAAUGCCAUCAAAACUAAUCGUCUUUCUUCUCUUUUCUUUGAUUCUUCUACAUUGAAUUCAGGGUUUUACAUUUCUGUGACUGCGGCUGCUAUUACUAUUUUCUUAAUCCCAUGGAUUAGUUAUAUUAUCAAAAAUGUUGAAAAUGAAGAAGUUGAUUCUACCAGCUACGUUUCUGCUCUUAAACAAACUUACUAUAAUUACAGAUUGGAGGAUGAGAUUGCUGAGACUGAGAGACUAAUUCACAAACUUAGGACUGGUCCUAUAAUUUAA